AUGCUGAGCUGGUUGGCAGGCUCCAAUCAGGGCGUUGCAGGAGACGAGUCCAUGAUACUUGAUGCGCCAGAGACACCAGCGCCAGUUUUUGCAUACAGAGCUUUUAAAAACGCGAUGCUUGGAACUCCUGCCCCCGAAGUGGACGAGGAUAAAGACUUAACCAUCCCCAUACGCCCACUGAACCCUAGUUCUCACAAGAAAAACGAUGACCUAAAAAAGGCGGUUCAGAAAUUUUCGUUAGGCGAGGACCGAAAGAUGGAAAUUCCCAAGCUUGAGCCGAAGGUACAGGAACCUGCGCAUGCGAUAGCGUCGCCGUCAAAGAGUAUCCUACUUACUCCUGGGACCGCUACAACACGCCGUAAAACGGUGUCAUUCGGAGCUGGCGUCAAGGAUAAUGAGCGCAAACCCAUUUUUCUUGACGAUGAACGGGAUCUAGAGCUAAGUGGAGGGAAUAUCAGCAGCCAAUGGUCUAUGAGUGUGUCCAGUGGCUCCGGGCGCAGGAGCAAACUGACACAGUCUCUACUUGAAGCCCGCGAAGAAAAAUUCGGACAAAAAGUGGAUGGCUUUGAUGAUUGUACUCCUGUCAAGAAGGAUGAGCGCAAAGAUACUCGUGAAAAGGCCAUCGAGGACGACUGCCGUGAAUCUGACCAAUCCGAGGAAGACGAGGAAGACGAGGGAGAUGUGACAGUUAACCUCGAGGCUCCGCAUUCCCAAUCCGGAAAGUAUUGGAAAUCUGAAUUUGAAAACUACCGGACCAAGACGGAGAAGGAAAUACGGAAACUAAUCGAAUACCGUUCUGUUGCCAAAUCCUACGCAAAGAAAAAGGAGACAGAGGCCCUACGUCUCACCGAGAAACUGAAGCAAGAAGAGCUCAAAGUAGCGGAAAUGGAGAAGCGCGUUUCUGAGCUUGCCGCUGGUAUGGUUGGCGGCGGAGAUGGCGAAAACUCAAACAAGGACCAGAUGUUCCGCGAGCUUUCAAGGCAAACUGCUGCUGCAUUACAAUAUAAGCAAAAAACAGCAACUUUUAGGAAAACGUUGGAGGAUCAUGGGAUUGUCGAUAAGGAGAUGCUGGCAAGAGAUAUUUCGGCAGAUGAAUCUGCUGCGAAGCUUCGUGAAGUUGAAGAGGCUCUUUGGGAGGCUAACGCCCGACUACGUGAAAGCGAGGGAAACCCGAAGUUGAAGGAGCUGCAAGAACUUGUCCGGAGUUCGGAGCGGAAAGCUGCCGAACUGAAAAGAGAGAACUUAUUACUGCAACGCAAUCUCGACAGAGUGAAGACUGAACUUCUACAUGUCGGGGAGCGGCGAAAAGCACAAGAAGAGAGAGCGAAGAAACGCGAAGAGCGACUUGAGUCUCGCGCCCAGGACUAUAGUAAGCGCUUAACUGACUCUUUACGGGACCACCAAGCCGCGGAGGAAGCGUUAAGGAAAUCCUUUGAUGCUGAGAGGAAACAAAUGCAAGAGACCAUCGAUUUAUUAAAAGGAACCUUAGCAUUGCGUUCUGAUAACUCCCAGCCCCAAGCAUGCAGCCGCUCGACACGACGUGAAGAGAUUACAGAAGACAUACUUGAGCGGCUUAGGAAGACUACCCGUAGCUAUCACGCACGGGCGGAUUCGUAUGAUUCAGGAGAUGACCAGCUGGAAAUUACCCUCCCCAGUGAUAGGGAUGUGCUCAAUUCACCUAAGAAGUCACCGGCUAAAUCCCGAGAAGAUGCCCAAAGCAAAGCCCCUGAAAGCCCCUUUGAUGAAGAAACCAUAGGCGCGCUAUUAAAAACCCUCCGAGGGACGGGUUCGCCAACAAAGCAGUCUAUACAACAAGGAACAUUGGAGCAUAUUCGUGAAGACACAGAAGCUACCAAUAGUGCCCCUAUGGCCAACGUUCGUCGCAAACUACAACUUAAAAGUGAUACCAAAAUUUCUGGUAAUAAUUCAAAGAACUCCGAUGAACCACUCAACCUCGCCGAAGAACUGUUUAUUAGACUCGGUGGUUCGGCUCGGAAUCUUGAAUCACUUCGCCAGAAAGACGGUGAUAUGACGAACACAACCUUUGGUUCAGCACCUACUCUCACAGGCGACGUGAAAUCCACACCUCUCUCCAAACCGGCUGCCAAACAACGAACUUCGUAUCGCCCCGGCCAUUCACCUCGCCCUUCCCUUUCGUAUCUGAACUCUGGCCGUGUAGACACCCUACCUAAACGGCCUAAGUCACGAGCGGCUUCGCAAACCGAACGACAGCGGGCUACUAAUCACUCGUCAGAUAUAAACCGCCAAUCAAUUACCAAGCCGGACGGUCCUGCUCAAUCCAAACUCGGCUCUAUACCAUCAGACCGGCUUGCAGCAGCCAAGGCUAGAUUGAGGCAGAGGCAACUUAAUGCUAAAGUCGAAGCAGAGGACAAGGAAAACAUGCUUUCAGCGUAG
Molecule: messenger RNA, 2415 nt
Organism: Nannizzia gypsea CBS 118893
Lineage: Eukaryota; Fungi; Ascomycota; Eurotiomycetes; Onygenales; Arthrodermataceae
Exons: 2
Coding region: 1-2415 (804 amino acids)
Source: RefSeq, a predicted model, not a curated record